AUGGUAUUAAAAGGCAAAAACUUUUUGUUUGUGUCUGGUCUUUUAACGGAUGGUAUGAUGCGGCUUAAUGUGAUUAACGUUUAUGCUCCUCAAAAUAAUGGUGAGAAAAAGGCUCUUUGGGAUAAAAUUACUUUGAUUAUACAAAGGGGUCAAGGUUGGUGGAUUGUGCUUGGCGAUUUUAAUGCGGUUAGAGAUCCGAGUGAAAGAAAAAAAUCGUUUUUUGACCCAGUUAGCGCUAGAGAUUUUAAUGAUUUUGUUGACAAUACGGGUCUUCGUGAAUAUGACUUAAAGGGUUUGAGUUUUACUUACUUUGCUAAUCGGUGUGGUGUUUGUAAAUUGAGUAGAAUUGACAGGGUGUUCGUUUGUGAUAGUAUUUUCAAUAAAUGGCCCAGCGCUUGCGUCAGAGCUUUGAAACGUGAGCAUUCUGAUCACGCCCCAUUGUGUUUAACUUUGAUUGACACCAAUUUUGGUCCCAAACCUUUCCGGUGGUUUGAUUCCUGGUUGGAUAGACCAGGGUGUGAAGAUGUUGUUAAGAAUGCGUUAUUAGAGUGGCAGACUAAUGGUUCGGCAGAUUUGAAAUUUACGAAAAAGAUGGGUAUGCUUCGGGCUAAAUUAAAAAUGUGGAUUCAAGAUACUAGGUUUAAAGAAAAUGAAGAUUUUAAUCGGUUGAAAAAAGAACAGGAAGACAUGGAGUUGCUUAUGGAACAAAAAGAUUUGGAUGAAGUGGAUCUAUGGGUUUGGGCGGAGUGUAAGAAGAGUUUGGAAGAAAUUGAGUUGUUUAGAAGCCGAGAGAUGAUACAAAAAUCUCGGGUUAAAUGGGCUGCUCUCGGGGAUGAGAAUACUAGCCUUUUUCAUAGUAUAGUUAAUGGCCGUAAAGCGAGAAAUUCUAUUCCGGGUUUGGACAUUAACGGUGAAUGGGUUUCCAAACCGCUUUAA
This is a messenger RNA of Helianthus annuus (common sunflower), 936 nucleotides long. RefSeq lists its product as uncharacterized. The record is from RefSeq and is a predicted model, not a curated record. NCBI's taxonomy places the organism in Eukaryota, Viridiplantae, Streptophyta, Magnoliopsida, Asterales, Asteraceae. The coding region runs from base 1 to 936 and encodes 311 amino acids. The transcript has a single exon.